GAUAAAGACCAAUGAGCGUGUGUAACGUCAUGCAUUCUGUCUGUCCAUCAUCUCUCCUUCCUUGUAUGAAGCUAGUCAGGUAGCUCCUCUGUAGCGGCUGUUAACCAGUUCUUUAACGGCUAAAUGCUUUUUUCGUACAGCAGAAAAUAAAAGAUAUCCGUCAUGGCUUCUCGAGCUGGUCCGAGAGCAGCGGGCACAGAUGGCAGUGACUUCCAGCACCGGGAGCGAGUCGCCUCUCACUACCAGAUGAGUGUUGCCUUGAAGUCUGAAAUCCGUAAGCUCAACAUUGUCCAUCUGCUGAUCUGGGUGCUGAUGGCUGCUCAGGUGACAGUAAGCCAGCUGAACCUAGUGUCCCACAAGGUGGUGGCCGCUCCGUAUCAGUGGGAGUACCCCUACUUACUGAGCAUAAUUCCCACGAUCUUCAGCUUCUUGGCGCUGCCCCGUAACAACAUCAGCUACCUUGUCAUCUCCAUGAUCAGCGCCGGCCUCUUCUGCGUGGCCCCACUAAUCUACGGUGGUAUGGAGAUGUUCCCUGUGGCUCAGCAGCUGUAUCGCCACGGUAAAUCGUACCGCUUCAUCUUCGGCUUCAGUGCCGUGUCAGUCAUGUACCUGGUGAUCGUCAUUGCUGUGCAGGUGCACGGCUGGCAGAUUUACUACAGCAAGAAGCUGCUUGACCAGUGGUUCACCACCACACAGGAGAAGAAGAAGAAAUAAAAUUCAGCUGAAACAUGCUAAAACUCUAACAUCAGUUACUUUGAAGGACAGAGGAUCUUAGAGCUGAGAUGCCAAGAACAAGAGACUUUCAGAUUUAUUGUUGUCCAGCUUGUUUUUUUUUUUCUAUAUUUAUAUUUGACAGUGAUUACAUCAUUGUUUAAAGAAAAUCAGUCCUUGGACAGAUUGUAACCACCACCUUCCCUCUGUACAUGAUUUCUCCUGACAUUUCAUCAUUAACAGCAACAAUCAGUA
Molecule: messenger RNA, 966 nt
Organism: Archocentrus centrarchus (flier cichlid)
Lineage: Eukaryota; Metazoa; Chordata; Actinopteri; Cichliformes; Cichlidae
Product: protein jagunal homolog 1-B
Exons: 4
Coding region: 163-714 (183 amino acids)
Biological process (GO): endoplasmic reticulum organization; vesicle-mediated transport; granulocyte colony-stimulating factor signaling pathway
Cellular component (GO): endoplasmic reticulum membrane
Source: RefSeq, a predicted model, not a curated record